AACUUAUAUUGAAGAAGAAAAAAAAAAAAAACCCUAAUAUGUAGGCCCUAAAAGGUAUACGAACUAUAAUCAACCAAGAAAAGUGAUUAAAAGCCAUUUACAUUUUCAUUUGAUUUAUUUUUCUCUUGCAAUUAUUGUUAGAGGCUAUGAGAUCGAAUAUUCACUUUAUUGAUCAGAAAAAACCAGGUGGAAUAUGUUUACUUAUAUAGAAUGAGUACUGAUGUGAUUUUGAUUGUUGACCUUCUAAGUGUUUAUGAACACAUAGAAAUUAAACAAAGUGUGGGUUUUCACGUAACAAUCCAUAUUCCAAUAGUUCACAAUUUAGGCAUGUCAAUUCCUUCUUUCCUUCUCCAAUUCAUGACUUCCUCAUUCAAGUAACUAGACACGUCAUAAAAUUUUGAAUAACAAAGCGGUUUAUGAUUGGUGGGCCCAUGUCAAGCUACACUUCUAAUUUGAGUCCAUGCAUCACUAUUGGGCUUAGGCAGAUAUUGCUUACCAACAUUGGGCUUACUUUGGAACCGACGACCCAUAAUUUACCGGAUUCCAACUUUCAUGAAUCGGGCCCUCUUAUCCGAUCCCUGAUCUCAGAACGCGCGUCUACCCGUUGUUGUUUCAGUAACUGACGCUAACUGUCAUGGCUUCGCUCUUCCGUUCUCAGCCGGUCAGCGCCUACCCAGUUUUCGGUUCAGACGCAGUCCGGUCCGGUCCUCCAGGACCUCCACCGCACGCCAGGCGCUCUUCAACCGCAUUGCCCCUGUCUAUGAUAACAGCAAAAAUGGGAGCGUUUGUGUUGGAUUUUUGCAGUGGAAGUGGGGAUUUAGCGUUUCUCUUAUCUGAGAAAGUUGGCUCCAAUGGCAAGGUGAUUGGUCUCGAUUUCUUGAAAGAGCAGUUGUCAAUUGCUUCGUCGCGGCAAAAGUUGAAGUCGAAAGCCUGCUGCUUGAACAUUGAGUGGGUUGAAGGUGAUGCAACUGAUUUGCCGUUUUCUGACCGUCACUUUGAUGCCAUCACUAUGGGUUAUGGGCUAAGAAAUGUAGUAGACAAAUAUAAGGCCAUGGAGGAAAUGUUUAGAGUUUUGAAAGCAGGCUCGAGGGUAUCAAUCCUUGAUUUCAAUAAAAGCACCAAUCCAGUUGUGUCUGCAGUUCAGGAAUUGAUGAUUGACAAUCUUGUUGUCCCAGUGGCUUCUGGUUUUGGACUUGAGGAGGAUUACAAGUAUUUAAAGAGCUCAGUCAUGGCAUUCCUGCCAGGGGACGAGUUGGAGAACCUGGCUUUAGACGUAGGUUUUUCCAAUGCCAGAUAUUAUGAGAUUGGCAGAAGCCUCAUUGGGAACUUAGUAGCCACACGAUAGUUUGAUUCAUGUAUAUGCUGUUUCAAAUUGUGUCUUAGUGAACACAAAGUAUGUGCCUUCGGGAAAUAAGAAAAAUGUUGUGCCUCAUACAUUUCUUUUCAAUUAUUCUUUCAUAGUUGUGAACAUCAA
Messenger RNA from Malus domestica (apple), 1474 nucleotides. RefSeq names its product 2-phytyl-1,4-beta-naphthoquinone methyltransferase, chloroplastic-like. The record is from RefSeq and is a predicted model, not a curated record. Gene Ontology annotation, molecular function: methyltransferase activity. NCBI's taxonomy places the organism in Eukaryota, Viridiplantae, Streptophyta, Magnoliopsida, Rosales, Rosaceae.